GGAGGAGUCGCAAAGAGGUGGUUGCUUCCGGGUCAUGCUGCAGAUUUUCCCAAAUAAACAUAACGUUGUAGCGAAAUAAACACGCAAAUAUUUCAUGAUCUUCUGAGUAGGGGCACACAAAGACCUUCUCAGGGAUGAGAAUUUCGGGAUGGCAGAGAGACAGGACAAUGAAGUGGAGGAGGCAGGGCAGGUUUACCUGCUGAUGAAGGAGGAGUAUCGGAUCUCCCGAAACGUCCGGUUAGCCUGGUUCCUGAGCAACCUCAACCAGGUCAUUCGCCCCACACUCAAGGCUGAUCUGUUAAACUCUGAGAAUGAGCUGGAUGUACUGAGUAUCCUCCCCAAGGGCUGGCAGCCAGAUGAACUCCCUUCAGCACAGCCCUACCAGCUGGUACCGUCUACCCGGGUCACGUUCCUGGCAAGGCGGUACCGCUUCAUUAUCGAGCUGGACCUGAGCCCCUCCACUGGGAUUGUGGAUGAUUGUACUGGUGAGAUGAUAUUUGAUGAGGUGUUCCAUGCACUCUCCAGGUGUUUAGCAGGACUGGGGAGACCCUUUAAAGUCCCUGGUACUGAUCUUAUGCUUCAGCCGGAGAUCUUCAUUACUAUCCAGGCUUACUCCUCUAUUAUUGGGCUCCAGUCUCACCAAGUGUUAGUGCAGGGCUGCCAGCUAGAUCGGACCGACCUGGAUCAGUUCCUGCUGCAGAUUUACCAGCAGCUGCGCUCUGUGGAGAACAACAUCGCAGAGGUGCUGCAGCAGCAAUACCGGGCUCGAGGACAGUAUGACGGAACCAUUUUGUCCUCUGGUCUGAACGAUGUAAUGGAGGACCCGCCGCACAGGAAGCUGGGUGUUUCCAUGGUGACGGCUGAUGUGGGGCUGGUUUGUAUGAUCCGCCAGGGAAUCCUAGCUCUGCAGCUGCUGCCCCCAAACUCCAGUGCAGGUAUAAUAAUCAUCACAGACGGAGUCACAAGCAUGCCUGACGGUGCUGUUUGUGAGACUCUUCUGAACCAGCUGCGAAGUGGCACUGUCGCCUGCUCUUUCAUCCAGGUUGGAGGCGCCUAUUCCUAUGACUGCAGCUUUGGAUACAUCCCCAAUGUGGAGCUCAUGAAGUUUGUCUCCAUGGCAACGUUUGGAUCUUACAUGUCCACCUGUCCUGAACUGGAUGUUUCAAUUCAAGACAUGAAUGCUUAUCACAAGGCUUUCCUGAUGUAUUCCUUCUUAAAAACGGGAGAGUCCAUGAACCCAGAGUACUACUGUGUUUCCCAGCACAAGCUCUUUAAUGAGCACCUGGUAUCAGCAAGUGGGAACCCAGCCCUGGCCAUGCGGAGGAAGAAGCACACAGAGAAGGAGGUUCAUGCCCAGCUGGUCAGCGUAGUGUCAGUGCGGCUCCGGGAGGGCUACAGCGUCCGCGAGAUCAACCUCACCAAAGGUGGCACCCAGCUGGAGGUGAAGCUGGUGCUUAUAUGGAAGCACAACAUGCGGAUCGAGUAUCUAGUCGUGGCACCCUGGCCGUUGGACCCUGUGAAACGCAGCACGUGGGUGGAGGUAACGAUGGAAGGGAGCUAUGACAUCCUGCAUGACAUAAGCUGCACGAUGAGGAAACCCAUCUCCAGCCCCUACCGAACCUCUGUCAUCCGCCGCUUCUGGAACACUCUGCAGAGUAUAAAUCAGACUGACCAAAUGCUGAUGCUCCUGCAAUCCUUUAAUUCGAUUCCUGAGCACUACACAAUCCCGGAGAGCACCAAGAAUGGGGUUCCCCUCUUCUACAUCCCGCCCGGGUCCACUACUCCAGUUCUGUCUCUCCAGCACAGCGGUUCCAAGGACUCCAGUCACUCCCAGUUCGCUUCGUACUGGAAGCCCAUCCUUUCCAUGGAUGCCAACUUCUGGCAAAGGUGGCUCCACAUGCAUCGCAUUGCAAUCAUCUUGGAGCAUGACAUCCCUGUUCCCAAGCACCUACACACUCCAGGAAAUAAUGGGCGCUACAGCACCAUUCAGUGCCGCAUCUCUCACUCCGCACUCACCUCCUUGCUCCGGGACUGGAGCAGCUUUGUCCUGGUGGAGGGCUAUUCCUACGUCAAACUCUUAUACAGUGCCCCUGAUCAGCCCCCUACCUCCUUUUACCUUCUCCGCCUGAUUUCCAAGGCUCCGUGCAUGGUAUUGAGACUGGGGUUUCCCAUUGGAACUCUGGCUCACACCAGAAACAAGAUCGUGGAUGCUCUUCGGGACCAGAUUCUUCAGCUGCGAUUCCCACACAGAGUGCAGAGCAAGGAGGCCACCCCCAAGGUGAAGCGAAAGAUCCUGGGAAACACUUCCCCGUCUAAAUUACCCCCUACGCAGCCAUCGCUGUCGGACAGGCCCUGCGUCGUCGUGCUGAACAAACCUCUGGAGAAGCUUCUCAUUAGGUAUGAAAAUCUUCCUUCGGACUACCGGACCCCGUUUAUCCUGAACAUGGAGAAUUUUGCACAGACGCCCACAGUGUCGGCACCUCUCACCAUGGCAGCCAGUCGCACGGCUUCCUCCACCCUGGCCUCCCUCUCUCGCUAUUUCUACCACCAGCGCUGGGUGUGGGCAGUGCAGUCGGGGCUUGGUCUCCCUGUGCCGCUGCCUGCCAUGGCACAGAUUCUCUCCAUACUCUCUGAAAUCCGUCUGGCUGAAGGGUUUCAUUUUGCGGCCAGUGGAGAAGGAAUUGUCAACAUGGUGACGGAGCUGCCGAUGAAGAACACGUCUGGUGAUGGGGAUGGCGAGACCCACACCUGCAUCGUACAGUACACCCUUUUCCCACCCCACUCAACCUCCACCAAGGACAGCUUCUCCACAGACGAUGACAAUGACACAGAGGUGGAGGCAAUAGAGAUGGACGCCGAACUGAACCUGGUGACUGAGUGCUGGGUGGAGCCUCAGAGCGGCAGCGUUUUCACCACCUCUGAGAAUUGCAGUUACCUCCAAGGACUGCCCUACCAGGAGAUACCACAAGCGAUUUUCCCUGGGGACAUGGCGUGUAUGUCCACAAUGCUGACCUUUGAGUAUCUGAUCCAGCUGUGUCAGAAUAAGGACCACAUCUCUCCCAUUGGUGGGGUAAAGGGGGCUGGGGCAGGUGACUACAUCCACAGCAGCGACUGUAUCCACACUGUUCCCUUCCAGUUUGAUCUAAUGAAACUUCUACCAAAGUGCCAGCAGAUAGAGAUCUUUUUCCUGACUUUCAGUAGAGUGGAAGAGGAAGAGGAAGAGGAAGAGGAAGAGGCGUCCCAAGGUUCAUCCUGCUUGCCCAACGAGCUGCUGCUGAAUCUUUUUCACGGAUGCCUUCAACAGGACCUGAACGACCGUGAAAUCCCAUUGGCUGAUUCCGACCAUGCGGCCUUCAUGCAGCAGAUCUUGCAGAGAGAUCGAGAUGGGCAUGUGGCUCCCUUUACACUGCCUGUCAUUAAAGAGGAGUGCUUGAAGUCAAGCAAGUCCCUGGAAAGACAGGAUACAGGGAUGUCUUUCCACACUGUUGGGAGCAGCAAGGAGGUCACGGGUUCAACCAGCACUCUGCAGAGUUUGGGAAAUUUAGAGCUGGCAGAUGAGGACACCAUCCAAGCUGCAAGCGAGACCCCAACCGCUCAGUGGAAAUGUUACGCCAAGUACAUCAAUUCACAGUUCUUCCUCACCUUCCUUCCAGCCACCUUUGCAGAUAUACAGAGGCUGAUGGCAUCAGGGCUGGACAGACCCCUGAACCACACAUCCCUGGGAGAGGAGGAAACCCAGCAGGUAGAACUGACCCAACAGAGUCCGAGUCACACCCUAUCAUUGGAAAAACAAUCGGUGAACCCAGACAUGGAGGCAGAGCUGGGAAUCAUCCCUUUAAAUAAUGGUUGCAGUGCGGAUCAGUUUAGCCCUGGGUCUGCAUUGCUCUCUCCUCUACAUGACAGCACCCCCAAGAGAAGCACGCCAGUACUGUCGCCAGCUCCGAGUGAGGGCUGGUCUGGUGGGGUGACGGAGCAGCAGGAUAACACAACACAAACUGCGGUAGAGGAGAGGGAAGGAGUUCAGUUUGCUGAGCCCCAGAAGAGAGAUGUCCACAUCUCGUUCAGUCGACAGAUGACGCAACUGGACGGGACCGACCACCACAGGCCACGCUGCCCCGUCUACAUCUAUAACUGUUCACUGGAGUCCCUGAGGGAGCAGCUGGUUCCUUCCCGUGGGGAGAGGCUGCCACGGGACAUCUUCUUCAGACCUCAAGAUGCUGGUUCCUGGGAGUUUUUACAGCAGAUGAAGUCCAGGUCCCUGUCUCAGGAGCGCAUCUCCAGCUCCUCUUGGGCUGACCUCCUGGCACACCCUCGCAAACAAAAGGAGCUCACUAGCUACUGCAGUCAGCUGCAGGAACACUACCAUCAGUGCUAUGUCAAAGGGGUGUUCUGCAGUCUGCAACAGUCCUAUAAUAUCAGCUCCCAGGACGUGCUGACGACAAUGGAUUACUGUGAGGAGUCCCUGCAGGAAAUCGACAUCAACCCCUUCCUGCAGACACUCUGCGGCCACAUCCGUGUUUUCAGGGAGCGUUACGAGCAGCAAGGGGCGACAGAGAACAUGGAGGGCAGGCCCACAACCACCUUCACCAUCGGCAUUGGAAAGACAGAGGAGGGAGCAGGGAGAGGGCCGCUCGCCUCCUCCUCAAGUGUGGAGACUGAAGACGCCAGUGAAGCAGAAUCUCGAGGCAAACCCUCCACACCCUCCUCCCCCAUUGCAUCUGCAGUCCAGAAAACCAAUAAGAUAUACCCCGAGUUCCCUCUUUCACUCUUGCAGACGCAGCAGAAAUGUGAAUAUUAUCCUGACUUGCAUAAAAUCAUCCAGGAAAAGUUUCUGGAAAUCGGUGCUCAAUACUUUAAGACCGUGCCUUCGAAUCCUCAUUACUUUUUCUACUGCCCCCCAUCUGCUAAGAAGGAGGUGGUGUCGGAUUGUGAAGAGGCUGACAGAAGACAGAGUGAGGAGAUUGAGGUGUCUGAGGCAGAACUAGCCACAGAGGAUGAGAAUGUGUCGGGGUGCUGCAUCGUGACAGAGAGCGACACAGACCUGGAGGUAGAGUACCGUGAACGUCUGAACCGCGAGUUCACUGACCAUGACUCCAACCAGGACGAGGACUCUUUCAGCAUCCUGGACGGCGACUCCCUCCUGGAGCCUGAGGGCCCCCAGCAGGAGAUGCCACCCCUGUUUGUGCACCUGACCUGUUCCAUUAGUGUCAAGAACUGCCACGGCUCCUUGCCCACACAGACACUGCCCACCUGCUUGGGGGAGGUAAUUGCCUGCUUGGAGAAUGCUGACUCCCUUCAGUCCAUCGACCUGAAUGAUCUGUCAGUCACGCUGGAUAUUUUUGUUCUGACUCUGCCGCUGAUCGAAGUCAUGACCUCAGACAUACAUCACAACAGAUAUACAUCGGAGAGCAGCAUAUCCUUGACCCGCUCCCCAGGCCAGCCUUCCUCCUACCGCUCCGAUGAAGAGCUCAUGCAGGAAGGGCUUCCUUCAGCAGGAGGGGAUGGGCUGACGAGUGGAGACCCCCUCUCCAAACUCCCAGACCCACACAGGCAGGCAGUGCUGGCCACCAUGGAUGAGAUCCGCUGGGUCCUGGAAGAUGAGAUCGUGUCUGCCCUGCGCCACUCCAAGAUCAUCAGCACCGCUACGCUGCAGAAAGUAGCGGAUCAUGUGUCCCGGUCCCCUGGCAGGCCACAGUGCCACUGCGAGGUUGUCCCUCUUCAGUUCGUCUUCGGGCUUGAGCAAUCGCUGGAGAAGUUUAAAGAGGAGUUCCGGAGAAUGUCCCUGUCUGGGUACCUACUGAACGAAGAAAAGGACAAUUUUUACUACGUGUCAGUGAGCCGGCUGCAUUCGCAGAGACUGGCAACGGUGAAGAAGCUUGCAGAGAGCAGUACGAGUGAAUCAUUGGGGCCGGGGGAGGAAUUAGACAGGACCUCUCAACAAGCCAGUCACACUGCAGAAUGUAAGGAAAUGUGCAAGGCCCACCAGCUGGCCAAUCAGAACACAGCAGGAAAGAUAGCUGUGUCACUGGACAGCGAUCCCGAGCUGGCGAGGAGAGAGGAGAACAUAGUGGCUUCAGCUGAGGAGAAAAAACCUGCUAGUGGAGUGGAUUCAGCGAAAGACCCAUUUCCAGAGGCUGUUUCUGAGACGACUGCAAGCGACAAAGCAAGCCAGCGGGAGAACGGGUCUCCCAUUUUGAAAGAUGAGGAGGGGAGCACCCCCUCUACCAGACCUGAGCCCUCCCAAACUAGCACUGACAUUACUCCAAGACCUGAACCAUCCCAAUCCAGUGCUCCCUGCCUGCAGCCAAGCAUUAGCAUGGACAAAGGAACAGAACAGAGUUCUCCCCCGAAAACCCCUUCGGCAGUGAGCCUGGCUGAGUCUGUGCUGACCACCACCCAGAGCAGUGGGCGGGUGCGGCCUAGUCGUGUACAGAGUGUGGUCUCCAGUCAGGGAAGUCUGGACUCUGACAUGCUGGGCUAUGAUGGUGGGAGCAGUGACUCGGAGUGUGAGGGGGCCACCAUGAAUGAACAGGACCCCCGUUGCCCCUUGAUGCCUGAUUUCUGGCUGAUCGUAAAGAUCCAUCAGGACAGAGUGGAGGUGCACUCUCACACUCGCUCUCUAAAUUCAGGGAAGGAUGAUGAUGAGGUGCCCCAGUAUCUCCAGCUACACCAGAUGGUUGUGAGAAAGAUUGGGGAGAUCUGCCGUGUUGUGAACCAGCGCUUGCUGCUUCAAGAUCUCCAUGACAGUCACAUCUGUAACUCUUUGCUGGUGGCAGAGAGUGAGGAAGACAUCUGGAAAAGUGAGAACCUGUACACCUACAGGAAGCAAACAGCCGCCACUGACGAUUAUUCAGCGGAUGAGAGUUACCAGCCUAGAGAUUACCUGGCAGCCACUAUGCAGUUCAUCCCAGGUCACUUUGCCUGCGAGGUUGUGUGGAGCACCAUCAUUUACAUUCACCCACGACUCAAAAUGGGGCCCAACAUGGGCGUCAGUCGAGCGAUCCAGGCUCUUCGCUCAGUGCUGAAUGCCUUCUGUGUUGUGAACAGGAAGAAUAUGUUUGUGUACCAGGAGCGCACUACCAAAUCUGUUUUCUACCUCAGGCUGUCGGAGACGGCGCUCAGUGGGAGGUUUUCAGAGUUGGAUGGCAACCCCCCACCUUCGUCUCGCUCGCUGGCUCUGACACGCAGCCAGGAGCCCCUCUACUCGGAAGAUCUCUCGGGCUCCCGAUUCUCCCUGGAGAUGAUCUCCCCCAGGAGUGUGGAGGGGUCCAGGCCCGUCGGACAGAUGGACAAACACAUCCUGCUGAUGGUGCAUGGAGUGGGGCAGGCUGGGCCAGAGAUCACAGACGAGCUGUUGAAGGUUCUUCGAAAGCGCUUGGACGAGGCGACGCUUGACAUUAUCACUGUGAUGUUAGUCAGGAACUGCAAACUGACACCUGCGGACGUGGAGUUCAUCCAGCCCCCUGGCUCCCCAGCUACUGAAGUGAUUGAGUUCACCCUCCCGCAAUACUCCCUGCCUUGGCUACAGGCUGUGGCUCACUACCUCCGGCAAAACCUGCUGAUCUUCCUGCAUAUCCCCAAGUACACUGACAGCAACAUGGAGCACCAUUUUAAGCACUAUUUUCUUCAAAGCAGCGGUUUGCCCGAUUCUGAUAUCUACCUCUAUAACAAGCCCGGAGGCCAGGGAACAGGGGGGAAAGGUACCAUGUCGGACCUCGUGCAACAUCUCUUCCCACCCUCCCAGUUCCAAGGGAUUGCCAGCAUCGCGCUCUCAUUUGUGGACUGCCAGGGCUGCCCACUGCAGGUGUCAAGGCACGACUUCAUGAAGCCAUUGAGGGGGGACACCUCCGGGAUCAUUCUGCAGGAGGAGGAGUUUGAAAGACUCACUGCUGUCAGCAAGAUCGACUCAGAGAGCCAGGAAACAGGCUCUUGGACUCGGGUUCGUUUCGAUGUCUGGGAGCAGGGGAAUGUCAGCCCCCUGCAACUUACUGAUAAGCUGCAGAGUGCUCUGCGCCAUGCCCUUUGUGAUGUCAUCAUGGAGUUCAGGGUGCUGCCCAAUCCCCUCUGCGUGGAAUCAUAUUUUCCAAUCACAGCCACCGACCACAUUGAUAGCACCAAUGGCCACCAAUCUCAGCUGCAGCCUGAAGGUAAAGACCAAGCCAGACCACCUGUCAGCAGUGGGAGAAAGAAGACCAUCCCAUCUCCCAUUGCUUUCAGCCCGGCACCCACACCAGCCCCUGCAGGCUCAGGGACCCCUGAAUCCACCACCCCCACUGGCAGGGCUGCACGCAGGAGCUUCUGGGACAUUCUGAGUAAGCCAGAACCCUCGGAGCUGGGGUCUCCUAAGACAACAGACGACAUUAUCUUGGAUCGGGCAGAAGACAGCCGAACAACCCGUCGACGACACAAAACCGAGAAUGUGAAGCAGCCCUGGAGCCAGGAGAGAGCAGCCGCUGCGGAAAUGGAACAGGCGCAGAGGCAAGCAGCCUCACAGAGGAAGCGUAUCACCCAACUAGAGGAGGGGGAGAUAGGUACCCUGCACACGCUUUUCCAGGGAACCUGCCAGCAGUGGGUGACAUUCAUGGGGCAGCUUGGGUGCCCGUCUAUCCAGCAGUGCUCAGCUGAGAUCGCCUCACAGUUUCUCUUGCCCUCAAUACUGACAGAGAUUGUGAAUCUGGUCAGCUCACUAGCCAAUGACACCUCAGUCAAGGUGUUUGAGAGAAUCAGUUGCCCCCAAGGAGAGACUUUCGUCCCCCUCUCUCUCAGCAAGCACUCCAGCACACCCCCUGCUACUGCAAGACAGUUCAUUCUCAUUGGACGGAACUUUCACCAAUGGCAUUUCAGUACUGAGCAAGAAGACAGCUCUGAUGAGGAAAGCACCCCACUGGUUAAUAGGUUCACACCUCAUAAGGGGUUCCAGCGUUUUGAGGCCCUGGAACUGAAUGAUUCCUGCAGCCCGGGGGUGUCUGGGAGAUGGGUUGCCCCACGCCAGAGAUUUGUCAUCAUCCAAAUCUUGGACAAAAAGCUGACUCUUUACAUGUACAACUGGUCUGUAGAUCUGGGAUCGUCUUUGAGUCGAGGGCUCACUCGGUUGGUCCAGUGGCAGAAUGCCCGUUCGCACGCCGUGCACUGUCUCCUCAGUCAGAAAAUGGGUCUCUUUCACCACUACUGCUUCUUAGACACCCCUGCUCACGAGGAUCUCAAACAGGAGCCCAAUCCCUUUCUGAGCUCGACACUGGAGGCCGACUCCCUGCUCCGGAGCCCUACUCCUCCCCCUAGCAAGGACCAGGGCCGGCUCAGCAGCUCAGGACGAGGCCUGCCCCCGCUCCACUUCCCCCCAGAGCUGGUCCCCUUUGACGAGGCUUUGAGGGACAUCACUGUGGGGAUACCCAUCAUGACUGAGCAGGACUCAGCAGGGAACACGGACACUGUCGCCCGACAUGGGUCCCAGCUGUUGGAGAUCAAGGCCAUGGAGCGCAGGGAAAUGGAAAAGCAGCUGAAGAUUGAGCACCUGUUUGUGACGUGGCAGCAGAGAUCAGCUCAGUCCAACAUGCCCAUCACAGCUGCUGACCUGGACACCCUGAAGCAGUCGUCACGCUUGGUCCAUUACUGUGCCACCCCCCUGCUGUUCGACCCUGUGUUCCGCAGACAAAUUCAGGAGGAGCUGACUGUCAACCCCCAGGGCAAGAAGCGACAUUGCUCCAGCGACUCGACUGCGUCUGGCCGGGACCGGAGCCACAGCUGUGACUCGGUGGAGAUGCUGCCCAGCAGGCUGAAGGAGGAGCCCUGGCUGCUUGAUAUCUCCAACACUUUCCUGCAGCAGUAUGUCCAGUACCUGCAGAGCAUGGGCUUCAUCCUGGUGCAGGUCCGACCACUCUCCCCGGCCAGGAGUAGCGCUAUUGCUCGUGCCCGAGCUGGGGCCAUCAGCUCUGUUUCUUCAGAGGGACGAACUUCCUUCUCUUACAACAAGCAGAAAAGUGAUGAGAGCCCGAAGCAGAGUGGUGGAUCAGGAGCCACCCCUUACCACCUCCAGCGGGCCCUACCUGGGGGGAUAGUGUUAAUGGAGCUGGCCUUUCAGGGAUGUUAUUUCUGUGUGAAGCAGUAUGCGUUGGAGUGUUCUCGGAUCCCAAUGGGACAGUCUGUAAAUUCACAGGGCUCCCUUGUCUCCAAACCUCGUAGCAAGCCGUUCCCCGAGGCCUCUUCCGUCUCAGAAUCAGCGCUCUCCAUGUUGUUCACAGAGGAGUGUGACAAGGUGCGAGACCUGAUGCACGUGCACUCGUUCAGCUACGAUUUCCACCUGCGUGUCGUUCACCAGUACCUGGUGGGCUGCCAGAUGACUCUGCGUCAGGGUUAUCAGCUCACCAGCUUCCUGGAGGACUUCAUCGCUCACCAUCCCGACAUCCCCAAGUUCGGGAGGAACCACGUCUUCCAGGGUGUCUUUUCCUUUCCAACGGGAGUGAUAACGGCACACCAGCUGUAUAACUACAUCACAGACCACGCAGGAACCUACAAUAUGAAACCACUGCGCAUGUCCAAGUCUGCACUGUCUGACGGCAGGAAGGGGACAGCGAAUGCUGAGCUUCAUGAAUAUGCACUGGUGGCGCUCUGGAACAGCUCUCGUUCCUACAAGGACUCAGAGGGCCUCCGACACCAUGAUGAUUUUGAUGUCUCUCUGCUAGUGUGUCAUAAUGCAGCACCUUUCGAGGAGCAGUCCGAAGGAGAACGAAAUCUUCUAAUGCUGCGUUACUAUGUGAUCAUGACAAGCCAGCGUGAGCUGUUCCCCCGCCUCACAGCAGACAUGCGGCGCUUCAAGAAGCUGCCUCAGAUUUACAGAGAGCACACAGAGCUGGGAAGCAAGCCUCCCAGAGAGCGUGCAGAGAGGGACGGGUCUAGGGAGGCAGAGCUGGACGUGUGGGUGGAGGGGGACAACUCGAGCGAGUUUUACUCAGGUGGGCCGCAAGUGACGAUGACGCCUGGACUGUUCUAUACCUCUCCUCUCUUCCCUCUUCUGGCCUCGGAGGUGACCUCUGCACGGAACCACAUCCUGAGAAGCGUGCAGCAGGCGAGGGGACACUGCCGACGGGAUAUCCUGUGGCGAAGGCUCUUCCAUGGGGAGCACCUGGCCUCGGACAAACUGAAACUGAGCAAACUGACCUUCACUGAGCUUGAGGAGCUGCUGGACGCUGUGCAGAGCCGUUCUGUGGGGGAUAUCGACGCUCAGCUGGAUUGUUUCCUGACGAUGGGCCCUGGCUGGUACCAGAGCCUCAUUAAGGUGUUGCUCACCCGAUUCCCACAGAGCUGCCGAUAUUUUGUGGAGAACGACAGCAGCAUACAGUACUUGGCUGUCCUGAACCAAAAAUUCACUGACUGCUUUGUUCUGGUCUUCCUUGAUUCCCAGGCUGGAAAAACAAGUUUUAAGGUGGUUUUCAGAGAGCCAUUGCCAGCCCAGCCUCAAACUAGCAACAGCCCAUUGCCACAGCUGGUCUCCAUGUACCACCAUCUGGAGUCGGUCAUCAAUACAGCCUGCUUCAAUCUCUGGACAGGGCUACUGUAGAGACUGAUCUGUAAUAUAGAUUGCUUCAAUCUUUAGACAAUACUGCUAUGGAAACUGGUGCAACCUACUGUCGGGACGGGGUCCAUAAUACAGACCGAAUGCUUCUUAAGGCUGUUCUAGAAGCACCAACGCAAACUGCCUUCUAUUAAACAUUUUUGUGCCAAUUAUAGCACAAGGCAGUCACCAUGUUUCUCCUGCCCAGGUUAUCUUGGCUAAACUGUUGACAGUCAUCAUUUGUCAAUAUGCCUUGCUAGAGGGAUGUGCACUGCUUGACCUCUGAAGCGGGAGCUGCUAUAGUAGUCCAUCACCUGUACGGUAUUUGGUGGUGGUCUGAAACACUAAUGUGGUGUGUUCUCUCUCUCUCUCUCUCUCUCUCUCUCUCUCUCUCUCUCUCUCUCUCUCUCUCUCUCUCUCUCUCUCUCUCUCUCUCUCUCUCUUCCUUUUUUUUUUUUUUUUUGGUGCCAAAAAUGAUUAUUUCUAUUCAGCACAAUAAACUGUUUUGGCUUCUGAUGCAGAAAGUUUCAUAUCUUUGUAAAGUAGAGGUUUUCUGCCAGUUCUAAACAUUAGAAUGCAGCUUUCAGCUCAGCUCUGUAUUCUUCAAGCCUCCACAUUGUAGAGUAACUAGAACAGUGAGCAUUCCCAUCAGCAUUGUUCACUGGGAUUGAGAAGGUUGACAGUUAAAUGGUUAAAAUUCUUAGAUAAAGCUGAAGUUUCCUCUCAGCAAGAAUUACAACUGGAGUUAGAGUAAGUAGCAGGGUGCUGAAAAAAUAUAUAAUCGCACCACACACGUCCCCAUGUGAUGCUACAAUUGUUUAAGUAACGUACCUGCAAUUUCUUUUCAUUGUUAACAUCCUGACGCCUUUUUACACUUUUAACUUUAAAGUCUGUUUCAAAGGAUUUUAGAUCUGUCCUCUAAAUCACUGCAGGAAGAGCGACCUUUAAAAAAAAAUAAAAUAAAAAAAAAAACAAGAAAGUGCUCUGGCUUUUGUGUUGCGUACCACAUGCAUCGUUAUAGCUGUGUUACCUGUUUGACGAUUUGUGGGUAAUAAUCCUUGCACUAUCAGUGCACUAGAGCUGACAUUUUGAAAUGAUCUUUGAAACAGACUUUUUAACGUUUAUAAGUGUAAAAAGUUGUCAGGAUGUUAAAAAAGAAAAAUUACAGGUACGCUAAAAUUAUACUGUCCCUAAAACAUUUUGCACGAUUUUCAUAUACAUUAAAAUCGGUUUCAUAGUGGGAUUCUAAACCUGUAAACCUCUGUCUGUUGAGCAAGCAUUCUGUCGCCUUAAGAACAAAAUCCACUUUGAUGUAUAAAUAGUUUGGAAAAAUGGGAAGGAUCCCAAUAGUUUAAGAGCCUUUGAUUAAUAAUUUCUCAUACUGUUUAACACUUCAGCGCUUCAUUACCUAAUUUCCAGACAGCCAACCUCUCUUCAUUUCAAAAGUGCCUGUGUUUAACAAUUCAGUUUGGAAGAGACAUCAUUAUUGUACUGACCUUGGAGUUGAAUCUUUGAAAACCCUAUUAAACUGCUGAUUUGAUUCAGUCUGUGUCGUUGCUAACACUGGUGUUCAGUAUUCCAGGAAGUGUCUGAGCCAGGACCCGCUCGCUAGAUGUGCUAGAGUUGCAAUUCUUGUCCUGCCACUGUAGUGUUCUUCCAUGACUGAUGCAGAACACACGCCAACACCAUUUUGCAGUUUGUCAUACAACAUUUGCAUGUUGUAAUCAAAAUUUCCCAUGGGUCACACUAAUUCAUAAAGAAGGAAACUGGUUUUCCUAACAGGUGUUAAGACUAUAAACUAUGAUACAUAAUUGUUCUGACUAGACUGGUCUGAUUUAAUCAAAGCAUGGCACUGUUUCUAAGCAAGACAAUGUUUAUAUGUUUUUUUGUUUAUCAUAUAUUAUUUACUUUAAAGUUGUCAACACUGGGCAUGUAAAAAAGAAAAUAUCUAUUGAUGUACUUAAAUUUAUUUGAAAAGAAACUUCUGAUUUGGAUGAUUACGAUAACUGUGGCUGGACAUAUGUUUUACAUGUAUAUUAUGUAUAUAUAAAUAAAUACAGAAUUAAACUUUACAGUCUAUUAAAUAACAAGUUA
Molecule: messenger RNA, 13642 nt
Organism: Acipenser ruthenus (sterlet)
Lineage: Eukaryota; Metazoa; Chordata; Actinopteri; Acipenseriformes; Acipenseridae
Gene: szt2
Product: SZT2 subunit of KICSTOR complex
Exons: 76
Coding region: 149-11554 (3801 amino acids)
Cellular component (GO): peroxisome
Source: RefSeq, a predicted model, not a curated record